CGCGCGAUGCUGCCCAGCGCCGUGGCGGCCCACGCCGGCGCCUACUGGGACGCGGUGGCGCCCUCGGUGCUCCUCGGCCUUCCCGCGGCGCCGGCCGUGGGCCACCUGGGCAGGAGUUUUCUGAUCGAGAACUUGCUGCGCGCAGGCGGCGCUCCGAUGCUCGGACAGCCGCCUCCACCGCCCCACGGCGCGGGCGCCCCCCGGGCCCUGCCCGCCAGCCCGGUCCCGCUGAAGCUGUGCCCCGCCGGGGCGCCCUACGGCCCGCGCUGGGCCUUUCCGGGGCUCAGCCCCUCCGCGGACGGCGCGAGGCUGCCGGGCCGGGCUCCGGAGGACCGAGACGGCGCCCUCCAGCCUCCAGCGCCAGCGCCUUCGAAGCCCUUCCUCAUGGGCGCCCCUGCCUUCUGCUCCACGUGCUGCGGUGGGUCCUGUCGACGCCCCGUGCCCCCCGCCGCUUUUCCAAGAGAGGAGAGUGUGCUGCCGCUCCUGACGCAGGACGCCAGCUCCAAAGCCCGCAGGGGCAUCCUGCGAAGAGCUGUGUUCUCCGAGGACCAGAGGAAGGUGCUGGAGAAGAUGUUCCAGAAGCAGAAAUACAUCAGCAAAGCUGACCGGAAGAAGCUGGCUGCCACCUUGGGGCUGAAGGAGUCGCAGGUGAAAAUUUGGUUCCAGAACAGAAGGAUGAAGUGGCGGAAUUCCAAAGAGAAGGAGGUGCUCUCCACCAGAUGUGUGCAGGACGCUGGCCUUCGGGAGGACAGCCUGGUACCACCCGCCCUGGCUUUCCCAACUCCAUGUACCCCGCUGUGGGGCCACCCCCAGCAGUGCUCCCCCCAGGCUGCCAAGAGACUGCUGGCGGAGCACAUGGGGGCGCCCCCGCAGGACGCAAGUUCCCUGCAUGACACAUCCUGCUUGUGUGUGCAGGACGGGACUGGACACGAGGGCGCUCUGGCUGGGGUCAUCUGA
Molecule: messenger RNA, 957 nt
Organism: Ochotona curzoniae (black-lipped pika)
Lineage: Eukaryota; Metazoa; Chordata; Mammalia; Lagomorpha; Ochotonidae
Gene: DBX2
Product: developing brain homeobox 2
Exons: 4
Coding region: 7-957 (316 amino acids)
Biological process (GO): regulation of transcription by RNA polymerase II
Molecular function (GO): DNA-binding transcription factor activity, RNA polymerase II-specific; DNA binding
Source: RefSeq, a predicted model, not a curated record